Messenger RNA from Dictyostelium discoideum AX4, 1128 nucleotides. RefSeq lists its product as hypothetical. The record is from RefSeq and is a predicted model, not a curated record. Bases 1 to 1128 code for a protein of 375 amino acids. Lineage: Eukaryota; Evosea; Eumycetozoa; Dictyosteliales; Dictyosteliaceae. The transcript is spliced from 4 exons.
AUGAAAAAAAAAAGAUUUUUUUUAAUUAACGGAAGUGAAAAUUUUGGUCACCAUGGUAAAUAUCAAAGGGACUAUAGUUUAGUUGGAUAUAACGACCGGCUACGAACCGAUUUAGAAAAUAAUGAGGUGUUUGAUUUAAAUGAAUCUGCUAAUGUGGCUGUUGAUAAAGGAAAUUCAAAUGAUUCAUUUAAACAAGCACAAUCAACAACUAUCACCUCUAAUACAAUACAAAAAUCAACGCCAACCACAACCACAACAACAACAACAACAACAACAACAACAACAACAACAACAACAACAACAACAACAACAACAACAACAACAACAACAACAACAACAACAACAACAACAACAACAACAACAACACCAACACCAACAACAACAACAACAACACCAACAACACCAACACCAACAACACCAACACCAACAACAACAACCUCAGCAACCACUACAACAACGCCAGUUAAAAAUAUCACACCACAAAAAAACAAUUUAAUAAAUCCAGAUGAUAUAGUGAAUGCAAAAAGAAUAAAACUAAACCAUGAAUCGUUUAUAACAGAUAGAAAAGACGUAACUGAUGCAACCAAAAUAGUAUUUCAAUCGCACCACUACCACCAAUCUCAAAAUACUUUAAACGAAUCAUUUGAAUUUCCUUUACCAACAGCCGGAUUAGCUUCUUUUUUGUCCCCAUCAUCAUCACUAUUAACACCAUUAACGCCACCAAUAUCACAAUCAACACCAUCAACACCAUCAACACCAUCAAUACCAACACCAUCAAUACCAACAUCAUCAAAACCAUUAAUACCAUCAAUACCAUUAAUACCAACACCAUUAACGCCACCAAUAUCACCAUCAACACCAUCAAUACCAACACCAUCAAUACCAACGCUACCACUAUCAACUCCACCACUAUCAAAACCACCAUCAAAACCACCAUCAAAACCACUAUCAAAACCAGCAUCAAAACCACUACCAACACCACCACCACCACCACCUAAACCAAAACCAUACACUCCAACUAAUAAUAAUAAUAAUAAUAAUAAUAAUAAUAAUAAUAAUAAUAAUAAUAAUAAUAAUAAUAAUAAUAAUAAUAAUAAUAAUAAUAUUUUUUUUCUUUUAUUCUAUUAG